Balaenoptera musculus (blue whale) is the source of this 3227-nucleotide messenger RNA. It is a transcript of the gene F2RL2, whose product is annotated as coagulation factor II thrombin receptor like 2. Bases 613 to 1749 code for a protein of 378 amino acids. Gene Ontology annotation, biological process: blood coagulation; positive regulation of Rho protein signal transduction; thrombin-activated receptor signaling pathway. Lineage: Eukaryota; Metazoa; Chordata; Mammalia; Artiodactyla; Balaenopteridae. The transcript has 2 exons. The record is from RefSeq and is a predicted model, not a curated record. Gene Ontology annotation, cellular component: membrane. Gene Ontology annotation, molecular function: thrombin-activated receptor activity.
UAAGGAAUAAAAGAGCCAGAAUUCUCAUGGAAAUGGAAUCAAGGCUUGUUCACAGAGUCACUGUUUAGCAUGUUUUCAGGCAUGAUGUCUUGCUCAAUCGCUGGAAUUUUCUGAACAGUGACAAACACUAUGGUUUCAACAGCUCUCUUAUCAGAUCCUGAAGGGACAUAACUCGUAUAGCAUGUUUUUCAGCCCACAUUUUUCAGCUUUGUGCCUGUCUGGAAAGGCACUUCUCUGUGGGUGAUGUCAGAUGCAAGGAUUUUCCAAAAUGCCAAAGUGCGCAGCAGGAUUUGAGUGGCUGUACUCGAGUAUCACACAACAUGCCUUCUAAGUUCACAUCUACACACUGGCACAGAAGAAUGCCACUUCCUCGAUUUCUCUCUCCUUUUCUCUAAUCUUUCUUCCCUUAAGGACACCUGACCACCCCCUCAUCCUUGCUUGUUCAGCGACACUCUCCCUCUGCGUUACACCCCAGAUUCAGUUUGUGCACUCUCCAGGUUCUGAGGGAGGCUUCAAUUUCACCCGGGAGUGAACUGGUAGAGAUGAAAGCAGGAAGAGAAACUGGCUUUGAAUGAGAGCCAGGUUACUAAAUACUAACCUCAAGGAUUCAACAUGCAGGAAUUCAGAGCUCGUGUGAAAAGAGGUAACUGGCAGAGCAAUGGCAUUUUAAAUCGAUGCAUGGAAGGUGAUACAGACAACUUGGCAAAGCCAACCUUACCCAUUAAGACCUUCCGUGGAGCUCCCCCGAAUUCUUUUGAAGAGUUCCCCCUUUCUGCCAUAGAAGGCUGGACAGGAACCACCACAACUGUAAAAAUUAAGUGCCCUGAAGAAAGUGUUUCAAAUCUCCAUGUGAAUAAUGCUACCAUGAGGUACCUGAGCAGCUCUUUAAGUACCAGACUGAUACCUGCCAUCUACAUCCUGGUGUUUGUAGUAGGUGUGCCAGCCAACGUGGUGACCCUGUGGAUGCUCUUCUUCAGGACCAGAUCCAUCCGUAUGAACAUCUUCUACGCCAACCUGGCCAUUGCAGACUUUCUUUUUUGCGUUACACUGCCCUUUAGAAUAGCAUACCAUCUCAAUGGGAACAACUGGGUAUUUGGAGAGGUCAUGUGCCGGGCCACCACAGUCAUCUUCUACGGCAACAUGUACUGUUCCAUUCUGCUCCUCGCCUGCAUCAGUAUCAACCGCUACCUGGCCAUUGUCCAUCCUUUCACUUACCGGGGGCUGCCCAAGCGCACCUAUGCCUUGCUAACGUGUGGAUUGGUGUGGACAACGGUUUUCUUAUAUAUGCUGCCAUUUUUCAUUCUGAAGCAGGAGUACUAUCUUGUCCAGCAGGACAUCACCACCUGCCAUGAUGUCCACAACACAUGCGAGUCCUCGUCUCCCUUCCAACUCUACUACUUCAUCUCCUUGGCAUUCUUUGGAUUCUUAAUUCCAUUUCUGGUCAUCAUCUACUGCUACACAGCCAUCAUUUGGACGCUUAAUGCAAAAGAUCGUAGGUGGUUGUGGUAUGUUAAGGCGAGUCUCCUCAUUCUUGUGAUUUUUACCAUUUGCUUUGCUCCAAGCAACAUCAUACUCAUUAUUCACCACGCAAACUACUACUACAACAACGCCGAUGGCUUAUACUUCAUCUAUCUCAUAGCUUUGUGCCUUGGUAGCUUGAAUAGUUGCCUAGAUCCAUUCCUUUAUUUUCUCAUGUCAAAAAUCACAGAUCACUCCACGGCUUACCUUACAAUGGUGAAAUCAUCUUAGAGAACAAGGAAAGCUAUGUGUGAAAACAUACACUCUUGGGAUAACAUAUGUAUACUGCAAGGACCUCUAUUCUCUAGCUCCAUUUGUGAGCCCUAAGAAAUGGUAUUUCAAAAUAAAACAUUACAUAAACAGUAACUUAAAAAAAACCCUAUCAGUAUUUUAAGAAUGAAAAUUCAGGAGAAAAAGGUAUCUCUAUCUGCCUGACUGGUACUUCAAGUUCUUUAAAUCUCCAUCUUCCCUACUUCUAAGAGGUUUCUAUUCUAGAUGAUCUGGAGGAGGAGGAUGGAACGGGAGGCAAGGGUGCAGCAUUGGGGGAGCUAAGAUCUCAGUUUUAGUGUCUGGGGUCAUUUGUAAUUCUUCUGCCUCCCUCAGUUCUCAUGCUGGUCGCUGCCUCAUCAGCUGAUUCUAUGUGUGUAAUGUCUCUCAGUAGGGUCCGUUAUCCUAGCCCCACCUUUGCUUUCUAACCGUUCGUCACUGCCAGCCUAUCCUCCACUUCUCAGGCCACUGCCAGAUUAAUCAUCCUCAAAUACCAGUUUGAAUACAUCACUCAAAACCCCCAGUUCAGAAACCUCCAUUGACCAUUCACUGCUUUGGAAUUAUAAAUCUUUAGCUUAGCAUUCAGGCUAACACUAACUUUAUUUCCCAAAAAACCUGGCAUGUGAUCUAGGCACCUGCUGAGCUUCUUGCUUUGCUGUGAUCUAGACUUCUCCUCACUUUGCCCCUGCCACUAACCGGGAAGCUAUUUCUAAUAUGUUUGCCUUAAUUCUUCCCAACACUCAAAGUCCUCAAAGGACCAUUCUUCCCUGACUCUCUAGCCAGAGUUCAUUUUUCUCACCUGAACCUUCAAAGCAUUUUUUGGUAUUUUUAUUAUGGCAUUUAUAUAGGGCUCAUUUAUAUACAAAUAUUAAUUCCAUAAGCACUUAUUAAGCACCAUGUGUAGUAGAGAAGGGGCCUGUCCUCUUCCUUAAGCUUCUUGUAGCAAUGCCAGGCCCAAGUCUUCCCAGGGUCUGUGGAGACAGGCUCCAUGCUUUGCACAUCAUGUGGCUGAAUGAAUGAAAGAAUAAAAUCCCAAAGCAUCUAAACAGCAUGAAAGCCAAUUAAAUUCAUACUGAAAAGGCAAAGUAUUCCGUAUGACAUGGCACAUUAUUUUUGGUUGGCUAUAUUAAAAAAAAAAAAAAGAAAGAAAGAAAGCUAAGGAUAUAUUCAUGAGGUCAUUUAUAAAUUUAAAAUAAUGACUCCAUUAUUUUUGUCCUUAUACCUAGUUUUUAAUGGGGAAAUGAUAUUUUGUUAUAAAUGCCCAGUACAUUCCUGUAGGGAAGUGACUAUAUUUCCCUUAGUUUAGAGAUUAGACAGAAGGUGGAAUAUCAGUGGUUAAGGGCAUGAAGGACUGUGAGAUGAAUUUUCAAGUCUGUAGGAAUGUGCAUUGACCAUAUACUUUGUAGUGCCUAUCAAAACAAUAAAAAAACAUUUUAAAUGCC